Chroicocephalus ridibundus (black-headed gull) is the source of this 1900-nucleotide messenger RNA. RefSeq names its product nescient helix-loop-helix 1 (gene NHLH1). The transcript has a single exon. Gene Ontology annotation, biological process: regulation of transcription by RNA polymerase II. The record is from RefSeq and is a predicted model, not a curated record. Lineage: Eukaryota; Metazoa; Chordata; Aves; Charadriiformes; Laridae. The coding region runs from base 350 to 748 and encodes 132 amino acids. Gene Ontology annotation, molecular function: protein dimerization activity; DNA-binding transcription factor activity, RNA polymerase II-specific; RNA polymerase II cis-regulatory region sequence-specific DNA binding.
GCUCCGAAACUGGAUCCUGCCACGGCUGCGGGGAAGAGCCGGCAGUCUCCCUGCGCAGGGACGCACGGAGGAUAUUAGUUUCUUCAUUGUAUUUAUUUUAUAUGCAUCCUGCCGUCUUUCUUCCGCUAUUUGUGGUGAAAGCUGUCGCCCGCCCAAGGAAUUCUCCAGGGAAAAGGGAAAAUUUUGAAAUCCCCUUGCGGAGGCCGUGUGUGAUGAGGAGGAAGAGGAGGAGAAUAACCUCGCCGUGAGCUGGAGACCUCUUUAAAAUAGAGUUUUGCUUCGGCGUCGUGCCCAGCUCGGUCUGUCCUCCUGAACCCCCCGUCCCUCCGCCCACCCCUCUUCUGCCAAGAUGAUGCUCAAUUCGGACCAGACCGACAUCGACCUGCCCCCGACACACUCCGAGUCCGAAUCCGUCUUCAGCGACUGCGGCCGCGCGGGCGGCCCGGAGGACGCUGGCGGCGUCGGCUUGUGCGCCCAGUCCCGGGUAGCCGAAGCAGGUGAGGCCGUGAAGAAAGACCUGCAGCACCUGAGUCGGGAGGAACGUCGGCGCCGGCGCCGAGCCACGGCCAAAUACCGGACAGCCCACGCCACGCGGGAGCGCAUCCGCGUCGAAGCCUUCAACAUGGCCUUCGCCGAGCUGCGGAAGCUGCUGCCCACCCUGCCGCCCGACAAGAAGCUCUCCAAGAUCGAGAUCCUGCGCCUGGCCAUCUGCUACAUCUCCUACCUGAACCACGUGCUGGACGUCUGAGCCGCCCGCCCGCCGUCCGGCUGUCUGUCUCUGCCACAUCUCCUACCUGACCGAGAGCUCGGGUCCGUCUGUCCGUCCACGACCUGAACCGCGUGUCGGCCAUCCGAAAUGCUGUGCCUGCGUCCAUCCGUCUCUUCAAAUGGACCGAGCCCCCGGCUGUCUGCUCUACCCCCUGUCUGAACUAUCUCCCCGCCGCCAAGCCCGCGUCCGUCUGUCUUUCCAUCCCGCCGGAGUUCAGGUUGGAUGUUUGGUCCAUCAGCCAUCUGUCCGUCCUGCUGGAUCUGCUGCCCGUGGAUGCUCCCGACUUCUGUCCUUCCUUCUGCUGUGCAUCCCGCUCGUCCUCCUCCUGAUCCUACGGGAUCCCGAGCCCGCAUCCCUCAGUCCAUCCGCCCCAUCCUGACCCACAACAGGAGCCGCUGAGCCCAAGUUCUGUCUGGGCGUCACCUCUUUUCUAUGAGCCUCCCCCAAAAAUGGACCUGGGAAGCCCUGCAGCACCAAGCAGCCCCCGGGGGCUUGUCUGUCCGUCCGUCUGUCUGCACCUUCUGCCACCAGCCGCCCCCCCAGCCCGGCCAGGCUGGGCCUUUUGUCUCUUUGCCCCUGCUCUGCCCCUGCCGUCGUGCUGGGCGCCUCAAGGCCCACGUCGGGAGCAUCCUCUCGGCAGAGGGAGCAGAGCCCGGGAGCAUCCUUGGGCACAGAGCGGCUCUUCUGCGCUUGCCCGGGCUUUUGGCCCCCCGCAAGAAAGCACCAAGGGCGGUGCGGAGCUGGCAGGACCCGGCCACGCUCUCCAUGGACGGCAGCGGCGGGUUCCAGAGACGGUGCUCGCUCACGGGCGCCGGCCCCACUCCCGUGCCAGGCUGGGGCAGCCCCCGGGGUGUCCCCGAGCCCCUCCGUUGCUGGUCACCCCGAACCUCAGCGCUCUGCUCCCCAGGCUUUGCUGCCCGACCCCCCUUUGCACUAGUGGACAAUGAGUGUGAAACCCUCCCCGGUGACACCGACGGCCGUGACCACCCUGGGGCACCCGCCUGGCAGCGCUUCACCCCGCCACUCCUCCUCUGUCCCCCCCCAGCUGGGUUCUCCUGGUGAAAAAGGCUCGAGUGGGGACACAAGGGUGGCACAUACCCCAGCAUGGGGGGGGACACCGACACCCGGCUU